Molecule: messenger RNA, 910 nt
Organism: Drosophila takahashii
Lineage: Eukaryota; Metazoa; Arthropoda; Insecta; Diptera; Drosophilidae
Product: serine protease 1-like
Biological process (GO): proteolysis
Molecular function (GO): serine-type endopeptidase activity
Source: RefSeq, a predicted model, not a curated record
CCAGUUGAGUUCCUUUAACUGAACAAGCAACAAUUCCCGAGAUGAAGUUCCUGAUCAUCCUUGCCCUGGCCGUGGCCGCCUCCGCUUUCCCGGAGUCGGAGCUCCACCACCGCAGCCGCGAGAUGCCCGUGGUUGGCAGCAUCGAGGGUCGCAUCACCGGAGGAAGCAAAGCCUCCGUCGGCCAGUUCCCCUACCAGGUGGGACUUUCCCUGCGAGUGAGCGCUCUGUCCAGCGCCUGGUGCGGUGGCUCCCUGAUCGGAAACUCCUGGGUCCUGACCGCUGCUCACUGUACCGAUGGAAUUUCGUCCGUGACCGUCUACCUGGGCGCCACCGUGCGUACCGCCGCCGAGGUUACCGCCACCGUCUCCAGCUCCGACAUCAUCAUCCACUCCGGCUGGAACAGCGCCAACUUGAAGAACGACAUCUCCCUGAUCAAGAUCCCCAGUGUCGCCUACACCACCAAUAUCCAGGCUGUCAAGCUCCCAUCGAUCGCCAGCUCUUACUCGACCUAUACCGGUGAUUCCGCUAUCGCCUCCGGAUGGGGCCGCACCAGUGAUACGUCCAACUCGGUGGCCAACGAACUGUACUACGUCGCCUUGACUGUGAUCGCCAACAGCGUGUGUGCCAACACCUACGGAUCCUCGAUCGUGACCUCCUCCAACAUCUGCGUCGCCACCCCCAACGGUCAGUCCACCUGCAACGGUGACUCCGGCGGCCCUCUGGUUCUGUCCUCCUCCAAGGUUCUGAUCGGUGCUACCUCCUUCGGUGCUUCUGCCGGUUGCCAGAAGGGCUACCCAGCUGCCUUCACCCGUGUGACCAGCUACGUGGACUGGAUCAAGUCCAACACUGGCAUCUCUUACUAGAUGGGGAACGAUCAUUUCGCAAAAAUAUAAAAAUCAUUUCUAACGAA